Salvia miltiorrhiza (redroot sage) is the source of this 498-nucleotide messenger RNA. RefSeq names its product nuclear transport factor 2B-like. Lineage: Eukaryota; Viridiplantae; Streptophyta; Magnoliopsida; Lamiales; Lamiaceae. Gene Ontology annotation, cellular component: nuclear pore central transport channel. The record is from RefSeq and is a predicted model, not a curated record. The coding region runs from base 22 to 462 and encodes 146 amino acids. Gene Ontology annotation, biological process: nucleocytoplasmic transport. The transcript has a single exon.
CCGCAAGGGUAAAAUAGUGCGAUGGCGAUGGAUCUAGAAGCGGUGUCAAAGGCGUUCAUGGAGCACUACUACUCCACAUUUGACUCGAAUCGGGCCGCUCUUGCGAAUCUCUACCAGGAUACGUCGAUGCUCACUUUUGAGAGCCAGAAAUUCCAAGGCACCCAAAACAUCACUGCCAAGCUCACCAGCUUGCCGUUCCAGCAGUGCCAGCACCAGAUCACCACCAUCGAUUGCCAGCCCUCAGACCCCGCCGGCGGAAUGCUUGUUUUUGUUUCCGGCAAUCUUCAGCUCGCCGGCGAGCAGCACGCCCUCAAGUUUAGCCAGAUGUUCCAUCUGAUGCCAACACCUCAGGGCAGCUUCUACAUAUUCAAUGAUAUCUUCCGGCUCAACUAUGCAUCAAGAGUGGUUGAUAGAUCUUUAUUUGUUGUUCCAGAUAUUGGACAAAAUAGCUUGUGUUUUUGAUGCUUUGUUACAAUGACAAAGAGUUUCUUUCUUGUA